CGAAUGGGCAAGAGUUCGGAUGCGUCAUGGGUACAUCAGGAACCAAUCACAGCUACGCGUUCCUAUGCCUCAUUUGAAUAUGGACUCAUUAAAUAUACCGGGCCGGUGGCUUCCGCGAUAGUUAGAGAGUUUCAGUGUUUCACAAUGCCUGAGCCCGCCAAGUCCGCUCCGGCCCCGAAGAAGGGCUCCAAGAAGGCGGUGACCAAGGCGCAGAAGAAGGACGGCAAGAAGCGCAAGCGCAGCCGCAAGGAGAGCUACUCGGUGUACGUGUACAAGGUGCUGAAGCAAGUGCACCCCGACACGGGCAUCUCCUCCAAGGCCAUGGGCAUCAUGAACUCGUUCGUGAACGACAUCUUCGAGCGCAUCGCGGGCGAGGCGUCGCGCCUGGCGCAUUACAACAAGCGCUCGACCAUCACGUCCCGGGAGAUCCAGACGGCCGUGCGCCUGCUGCUGCCCGGGGAGCUGGCCAAGCACGCCGUGUCCGAGGGCACCAAGGCCGUCACCAAGUACACCAGCUCCAACAUAGUUUGUGAUUCAAAAAGACCUGAAGUAAUCUGUUUAAUGGCGAACAAAAAUACUGCAUUGUGUUUGGUGGGAAAAGAUACGUAGUUUUUCAAGACAAAGUUCCUCUGUGUAGCCCCGGCUGCCCCUGAACUCGGAGACCCACCGGAGUGCUAGCAUGAAAGGCGAGUGCCACUGUCCCCAGUUUGGGUCAUUUUCUUUUCAUUGCAUCCUUUUAAGGUAACUUGUACUUGUGCCUAUACUACAGAUCACAAGGCAGGUGUUCGGUGACAGUUAAGAAACUGCUUGAGUUUGCACAGCUAAUACAUAGAAACUGGCUUAAGAACUUCCAGAACUCGUGCUUGCUGCCGCUGAGUAUCAUCGCAGCCUGUCUAAACGCUGAUUUGUGAUGGGUGUCUUCAAGACACAAGACAGUGUGACAGGAAGUAGCCCUGUGUGCCUGUGCAUGUUUUCAUGAAUGUGACCAAGCCCUGGGAACGGUAUAAGAUACUUUGUGGAAAGAAAGGGAGCGAAAAUGCCCUCUGCAGUCCCCUACUUCCAGGCAUCUUUGAGAUCUUAGAAAUCACCAGCUUCCGCUGAUGUGGUUGGGAGCUGAUCAUCAAUACCCUGUGUGUGUGGAUCGUGGGCACUUCUCUCGCUAAGACUAAAGACCUUCAGUGAAGAGAAAAUCCUGUUUCAUAACCUAAAGAAGACCCACCUGAGGAAAAUGGGAGGAAUACGUAUCCCCUUUAAGAGACAGGUACCACGAAAAGACCCUCCCUCAACAGAAUUGCUUACAGACUCACUGGUAAGCCUGUCCACUUGAGGUCUACUUGGGAAAACUUUUUUUUUGAAUUAGUUUUGUUUUGUUGCUUUGUCUUCCCUAUAGCUGCCAACCGUGAUGUUUAAAUUGUUUUAAAGAUGAGAUCAAGAAACUGAGCAGGGACCAUGAGGUCCCUAAGGGCAGAGAAACAUUAAAUAAAUUUGUUCUCUCCUCCUGCCCUCUACCCCGCUUUUGACAUAGUGUCUCGUGAUGUGUUUAUUCACAGAAACUAAAAGCGUGCAAAAGGCCUCACCUCCUACACUGCUACCAUGGGAUGAUGUUCACUGCACACAUAUUUGUGGAGAAAUCUGUACAUCCCAGAGGCAAGGGCCUGAAAUCUGACCUUAUCCAUAGGGAUGCCUUCCUUAGCAAUGUUUCCCUCAGCAUUCGUUUUUCACAAACAGCAUGUAAUGAUCAGGUAUAGCAAGCCAACUCCAGUAAGAUGCUCACCUCUGACAAAUCUGUCGAUGAUACAAAAACCCUCAAGACAUAGUAAUAAAGAAGCCGGAGCGAUAGGUAGGUCUCAAUUCAAAACCCUUACUGCUCUUCACAAGAGCCUGCGCUCGGUUCCCAGCACCCCUGGCAGCGUGUCACAAGCGACUGUAACCCUAACUCCACGGCAUCCAACACCAGUCUCUGACCUAGGACAGCCAAGCAGGUGACACACGAUCUCUCAGGCAAACACAAACAAGUAUACAAUGAAAGACCCAACAACCAAAUGUACCAAGUAGGUUCUAUUAGGAUGCUUGUAUCCGAGGAACAUAAGGAUAAGUCUAAAACCUAAAAGAGAUUAUAAUAAAAAAGACUGAUUACUGAAGAACAUUUUAAUAAUUCUGUAAGGUGAUUAUAACUUGUCUCAACAGUAGCCAUUUCAUUGUAAUACACUACAGUUUUCUGUUUCUUCAGAAAACUUUGAGAUUGUAAGGAUGCCAGCUACCGUCAUGUGCAUGUGUCUAUAAUUAAAAUUGGACUGUCUAUAUCAUCA
Molecule: messenger RNA, 2309 nt
Organism: Apodemus sylvaticus (European woodmouse)
Lineage: Eukaryota; Metazoa; Chordata; Mammalia; Rodentia; Muridae
Product: histone H2B type 1-C/E/F/G/I-like
Exons: 3
Coding region: 4-609 (201 amino acids)
Cellular component (GO): nucleosome
Molecular function (GO): DNA binding; structural constituent of chromatin; protein heterodimerization activity
Source: RefSeq, a predicted model, not a curated record